AUGCCUAAACGAGGAAAGCAAACUCUUCAACGUCGCCGAAGACGUCAAGAUCGUGGCGGGUCCAGGUCGUAUUCUACUGAUUCAGAUGGUCUUGGCGAAGAAAUCAAAGAAGUCUUUGACCAAAUGGAUUUUAUUUAUGGGGAACUGGAAGGUGCGUUUUUCGAGGUUUUUAUUCUAGUUUUUAGUUGUUGUAAACGCGGAUUCCUUCAUCUUCUCCAAUGUCGAAUUGAGCGAGAUGGACGGCAGUUUGGAUUAUGUUUACGAACAAAUAGGCAGUAAGUUUUUUCUUUAGUGUUAGGACGCUUGUCGCCAAAGAAUAGGUAAAAUUGACGUUUCACUAACUAAAUUGUCUUACAGAAUGGCUCGUCGGGUAUUGUGGAUGCCUCGUACAACGUGAACAAACCGGCCACUUGGACAUUGAUGCGUUGGAGAACCUGCUAGAUCGAUUGUUAGGAAUCUGCUACCAAAUGGAAUGUAAGAAUAAUAAAAAUUUCUUUAUUCCUCCACGAAUCUCACUUUAGCCUGGAUAAAACUAGUAGACCAUGUCCUCCAAAACCCUGAGGCGCUUUACGGAACCUCUGAACUUCCUCCUCAACACGAGAAAGAUGCCCACGAGCUAAGAAGGAGAAGGUCUCGAGUAACCGAAGUUCAGACCUAUUUGGAGAAGUUAAAACAGCGUCAUGCCUCUCAUUUGAUUACGAAUGAUCAUCGGGCCUUCCAAGACAUCUCAACCGAGGAUCUGGAUCGGCUAUCAUACCGAUACGCCCGUUUUACCAUGGUUGGUUUUCCAUGAUCUGCAUUAUUACCCUUGAAUUUAGGCCUCAUUCCCUUCGUCUUGUCCCCAAGAGCUUUUCCAACUCCUACUUGGGCUGAAGAUCAGUCAAAUCCCCGAACUGCUACACAACCUCCCGUUCGAUGGAUGUGUUCCAGUUCAAAAUGUUACCCCAACUUCAGAAGUGAAUGGACUAACAGUUAAUAAUGCAUGA
Molecule: messenger RNA, 986 nt
Organism: Bursaphelenchus xylophilus (pine wood nematode)
Lineage: Eukaryota; Metazoa; Nematoda; Chromadorea; Rhabditida; Aphelenchoididae
Source: the annotation of a GenBank genome assembly